AUGGAAGAUUGCCGUGAAACCCCUGAUCCUGGUGGGCCCGAGAAUCCGAACGACGUAGUUAGAAGAUCGAAGACUGGGAAGAGCAGGGAUACUCGAGAUCGAUCCUUGUUCAAGCAACCACUCAACGCUAUGAAAGUGAAGAAGGUUGUUGUUGCCAGCAAGUCCGUUGCAAACAGAAACGUUGAAGCUGGUAAGGAGAGGAAGCCUCCAUCUCCGAUGACUCCGGCAAAGGUCAGACAGGCCCGCUACAGCAUGAGUAUGAACCGCUCCACGGAUACAUCUCACUACACGCACCAUGAAAGCUCGACAGAAGCGAGCGUCGUUUCAUCAGCAGGGAGUCUCAGUGAGGCCUCGACUUUGAGCAUCGGAUCUUCAACCUCCAUCAUAAACUCAAGCCUGCUUAGCACAAGCACAGGCCGCGAAAGUUUUGAUAGCGCUGGAGGAUCGACUCGAUGGAGCUCAGGGAGCUACGGAUCCAUCGAUGCUGAGUUGACGGACUCAAACACUCUCGGUCAAACGCAGAAGCUGGGAGGAUCUAGAGAUAAGCUCACUGUUGCACUUCAGCAUAAGGUUGCUACGCUGCAAACUGAAGUUCUUGAGCUUCAAAUGAGAAAUGCUUCGUUGCAAGACAAGUUGAAUGCAAAUCUGAGCGAAGCCAAGUCACACGAGACAGCAGAUCCAGCCUCGUUUCAACAUAGCGGCGGUGAGGUGUCUCUUAAACGAACGAUCGGAUACAAUGAACAACAAGUUCGACAGCUUGAGACUCAGUGUGAGAUACUCAAGGAUCAAGAUGCAAGCUUGAAUCAGGUACAUGUAGAUCUCUUGCACUCCAUGUUCCUUCCCUUGGAACCCAGCGGAAGCUUGGCAGAUGUCAUCAUCAAGUACAAGAAUGAAGAUGGAAGUGACAUGGUGCGAAAGUGUGAUGUUGAAAUGAUCCGUAAGUACAUAAUCUACCUCGAAGGUAGCUUGGAAAAUCGCCAAGAUCAGAACGCGGAUAAGGAAAAUUGGGACAAAAACACUACAGUGCAGCAAAACAAACAUAAGAAAAGCAAUCAAGCACACGAAAAAAGGAUCACUCAUCUUGAAGGACAACUGAAAGACGAGAUAGCAAAAAAUCAACAACUGCAAGAAUCAAUCAGUGAGCUCGAAAACAAUUGGGAUCGACUAAACCAAAAACGGAUGCAAGAAGAUGCCGAAAAAGAAACUAAUCUUCAGCAUGCUCAAUCCUUGAUAUCCAAACUAACCCAAGAGGCGGCAGAGCUACAGGGCAAGCUUGAGGCAGCCGAGGCAGAGGCCGGGGAGCUAGGAGCCGCUCGAGACGCCAUGUACGAGUCGCUGCGAGAGCUUGAGACUAGAAGCCGCGAGGAGGCAGAGGAGCUCAGGACGAAGCUGGGCGAGGCCGAAGAGAGCGAGGCGAGGACUCGAGACCGCAUGCGGGCACAGCAAGACGAGCUCGAGGCGCAGCUACAGGCGGCUCAGGCGAGCUUGUCAGAGCUCAGACAGGAGCUACAGGGCAGCGUGCAGGGGAGCGAGCAGCUGCAAGAGGAGAUUGCUCAGCUCCAGGAGCAGCUCGAAGCCACCGAGCAGCGGUCGCUGGCUCAAGUGUCCGAGCGCGACCAGAGCUUGCAGGAGGCGCAGGCAGCGAUCUCGAGGCUGACGCAGGAGGCGGCAGAGCUACAGGGCAAGCUUGAGGCAGCCGAGGCAGAGGCCGGAGAUGUGCGGACGAAGCUGGGCGAGGCCGAAGAGAGCGAGGCGAGGACUCGAGACCGCAUGCGGGCACAGCAAGACGAGCUCGAGGCGCAGCUACAGGCGGCUCAGGCGAGCUUGUCAGAGCUCAGACAGGAGCUUGCAGAGGGUCAGAGCCGACAGGCCGAGAUGGAGGGAAGCAUGCAGGAGCGAGGCCAAGCCCUUGAGGAGGCGCAGGCAGCGAUCUCGAGGCUGACGCAGGAGGCGGCAGAGCUACAGGGCAAGCUUGAGGCAGCCGAGGCAGAGGCCGGGGAGCUAGGAGCCGCUCGAGACGCCAUGUACGAGUCGCUGCGAGAGCUUGAGACUAGAAGCCGCGAGGAGGCAGAGGAGCUCAGGACGAAGCUGGGCGAGGCCGAAGAGAGCGAGGCGAGGACUCGAGACCGCAUGCGGGCACAGCAAGACGAGCUCGAGGCGCAGCUACAGGAGUCACAAGAGUACAUUACGUCUCUCCGUGUUGAAAUGGCAGUUGUGGAGAAGAAGAGCGAUGCGCUUGUGUAUCAAUUUUCUCUACAGAAUGACUUUUUGUCUCAACUCUUCUCUGAGUAUGACUCCUUCUUCUGCAAUCUUUCGUUUUUAUGCGAGUGCAUCGAAGUUCUCGUCCAGUCAUGCGAGUUCAAGGUUUCUCAGGUCUUGUCUUGCAACAAGGCGCAGAAAGUUUACAUUGCAGGCUGUCAGCAGCUUCUGUUCGAUAGCACUGCCGAGCUUGAGGCUCUCCGCACUCUCUACCAGCUGUCCUUGCUCCGCGCUGAGGACGCCGAGGACCAGAGCGACAUGACUCUAGCGCUGGGAGCUGCUGAGAUCAAGUUGAACAAGGUGGAGGAGCUUGUUGCCAAGUGCGUGCAUCCAGUAGGGGGUCUUGCUGGAGAAGUGCAUGAGUUGUCUGGUGAGCUCUCAGCUGCUCGGGGUCAAGUCGCCGAGCACCAACUUGUCAACUGGUCGCUCAGCUCGCAGCUGGCAGCUCUCACCUCGACUCUGCUGGACUGUAAGGACAAGGCCGAAGACAUGGCGCAGCAGGUGUCGAGCAUCACCUCGGAGAUGGUUGAGGCUCAGCACGAGUCGGCGGAGCUGAAGGAGAACCUGGCGCAGACGUCGAGGAGGGCAAGGGAGUUGGAGGAGAAGUACAAGGGGUCGAAGAAAGUCUGUAUGGUACUGGACGGGCAGAUGCAUGCCGUCUGCUCGCUGGUGUCGAUUCAGCUGCUGGAGCUCGAGGUCCUGCAUUGCAAUGCAAAAGACGCCUUCAUCAACAUGAAGUACCGGGAAGAAAACCUGAUCGACUGCUUGCGCCAGUCUACCCGAGAGGUCGACAUGUACAAGUUGAGGAACCAGGAGCUGGUGGAUGAGAUGAGAGUCAAAGAAGGACGGAUCGAACAACUCAAGGAGGAAGUCUUGCAAUCUCAGAGAGACUUGAUGCAGUCACAAGAUGAGAUGACAAGCACUCUGCAAGUUUGGAACUCUUCUCACAAGGACGAGCAGGAGAAGACCCUCGCUCCCAUCUUAGUCAAACUCCUCAAAGUCUGCGACGAGAUUGAACAGACCCACAGGAACUGCCUAGUUACAACCCAGCUGAAAGACUCUCAGCACAUGGCGGUGACGACACAACUUCGGUCACUGCAAGAAAAUGUGGAGAACCUCCAGAGGGCGAUGAAGCGCAAAGACGACUCGGCCUCAGCGAUGAGCGAUCAACUCUGCAAGUACAAGCGAGACAUCAUAGAGAAAUCAAUCAGCCUGGAGUCUAUCCAGAAGGAAUACGAGAACAUGCGCUCCCAGCACGAGACCCUCUUGAAAGACCUGCAAAGAUGUCAACAACGAUCUGUCCGCAUCGAAGGUGAAAACUCAGCCAUUAAGCAAGAGUUGAGUUGCUUCCGACGACAAGCCGCAGCAAGGAUGAUGCAGGACAAGUCUAUUGAGUUCUAUUGA
Molecule: messenger RNA, 3663 nt
Organism: Guillardia theta CCMP2712
Lineage: Eukaryota; Cryptophyceae; Pyrenomonadales; Geminigeraceae
Exons: 7
Coding region: 1-3663 (1220 amino acids)
Source: RefSeq, a predicted model, not a curated record